AAGAUGACUAAGGGCUCUCCAUCUUUUCCUACGGUCUCCCAGUUUAAAAUUUUCCUAGGGAACUGGGGGGUCGUGCACUACGUAGGGAGGUAGAGAUAGAUUUAAGACGUAACUGUGAUUCAAAUCCGUUAUCCGCGGCUUGUUCGGUCCACAUUACGGUUACCAUAACGUUGCUUAAGGAGGAAGGCAGAGACGCUGCUUUUGUGAACGCCCAGUUAGUGGGCAGCAGCAGGAAUGCAGAUCAUUACUGGGCAGUGCACUACCUGAAGGAUGAAGUAAGCCUGCCAUGCCAUGGACGAUGCCCAGUCUAGACCGCAAUCUUCUCGCUCCGUCUGUUCACAGAGGACUGAAGAUGAAUGUCCAGUGGUGGGGAACCAUGCUGAACAUCACCUCUCAGUCAACCAAACGCUCCAGGUGUUGGUCCGGAGGCCCGACAGCCCGAGCACCACCGUAACUGAGGAGACGGUGUUCAUCCCGCGAGUGGUGCACUCAGUGGACGCCUGCACUAACACUGACCCACCACACAAAUGCUGCGGGUGGCUGCGCAGGCAGUGCCCCUGCCCGCCCCGGGGCCUGCUCGCCUCCAUUAUCACCAAAGUGUCUAUGGCUGCAUUGCUUUUCGGGGUCGUGUGGUCCAUCACCGAGAAAGAGUGUCUCCCUGGAGGGAAUCUGUUUGGCAUCGUUACUGUUUUUAUCUGCGCUCUCACUGGAGGAAAGCUGGUGGGGCUCAUUCGCAUCCCCAAUCUACCACCCAUCCCUCCUCUACUGGGCAUGCUGCUGGCGGGGGUCCUUCUCAGAAACAUCCCUGUGGUGACCGAGGCAGUCUACAUUGACUUCAGAUGGUCAGCCUCCCUGAGGAACAUCGCACUGGCUGUUAUUCUAGCCAGAGCUGGCCUGGGAUUAGAUGGCUCAGCCCUCAAGAAGCUGAAAGCAGUGUGUGUGCGUGUGGCAGUGGGGCCCUGCCUCAUAGAGGCAUCCACUGUGGCACUGGUGUCCCACUUCCUCAUGGGCCUGCCCUGGAUUUGGGGCUUCAUACUGGGUUUUGUUCUGGGAGCUGUGUCUCCUGCAGUGGUAGUUCCUUCCAUGCUGCUGCUGCAGAAGGACGGUUAUGGCUUAGAGCAGGGGGUUCCCACACUGUUGAUGGCAGCCGGCAGCUUUGAUGAUAUUCUAGCCAUUACUGGCUUUACCACCUGCCUGGGCAUAGCUUUUGCUACAGGCUCCACCUGGUUCAACAUCCUUCGAGGAGGUUUGGAGGUAUUAGGUGGGAUGGCUGCUGGUUUGGCUUUUGGUUUCUUUCUUCAUUAUUUUCCCAGCAAAGACCAGAAAGAUUUAGCAGUAAAGCGCUCGUUCCUGCUAUUGGGUCUGUCCGUGUUUGCUGUGUUUGGCAGUAAUGUGGCGGGUAUUCCAGGCUCAGGAGGACUUUGUACACUGGUGCUGGCCUUCAUUGCUGGACUGGGGUGGAGAAAGGCCAAGGCCCCAGUAGAGGACAUUGUGGGCAAAGCGUGGGAUGUGUUCCAGCCUCUGCUGUUUGGGCUCAUUGGUGCUGAGAUCACCAUCAGCGCUCUGGACCCCAGAACAGUGGGCCUGGGGCUAGCAGCCCUCUGCAUCGCCCUGACUGUACGAAUCUUCUUCACCUUCCUCAUGGUGCUGUGCGCUGGCUUUAACUUUAAAGAGAAGCUGUUUAUCGCUCUGGCCUGGAUGCCUAAGGCCACUGUUCAGGCUGCUAUUGGCUCAACCGCUCUGGACAUGGCGCGCUCUAAGCAGGAGGAGCAGAUGCAGCAGUAUGGAAUGGACGUGCUGACCGUGGCCGUGUUGUCCAUCCUUUUAACGGCCCCUAUUGGAGCUCUGCUCAUCGGCCUGUGCGGACCACGCUUGCUGCAGAGACCAAAGAAUCCUGAGUGGGCUAUGAGUCAGGGUGCACUGUCAGCGUCAGAGACGCCAGUGACCUACGAGAGUGCAAUCUGAGGCUGCUAACAGGCCGUGGAAGUGACCAACCAAACCAUCGUCCUGUAAAGCUCCUGUUGGUUCUGCAGGGGCUUUCCAGACAUUUCCGUGAUGGACACUGUUUUGUAAGAUGUCAUCCACUUGGUGUGGGGAAAACAUGGUGUAUUUUUAGAUGCACUGUAGCAGUCUGCUCACUGUCCUUCAACCCAACACCUGCAUUCCAGGCCAGUUUUAAAUACUUGACUGACAGGAAAAGUCACGGAUACAGUACCAAUGCUUAUACACACCCGGCUAAAUUAUGUUUUUUAUGAUCUUUAAAGGGCAGAGAAAAAAAGUCAUGCAGAGUGGUUUAGUGUAAAAUGGUGCACUAAAGUAUACAAUAUAUUGACAAAGAUUUCUUUACCAUGGUGGUGACAGGAACCAGAGGUCUGUCUCACAAAGCAGGACCUUUUGAUUAGCCAGCUAACAUUAAUCUUAGUUGGUCUCACAGUAAUGUAUUACUUUUUACUGGGCUACAUCACCAUGGCAAAUUGAAACGUGCGUCAUGAGAUAGACCCCUAGGGUCACAACAUCUGCUAUUUUGCCUUAUAACUCCCUCCAUGUUAUCUUUCCACCAUGAAUGGAUUUAAAAAUCUGUUUUUGGCCAAACUUUCAUAAAACAAUGUCUCAGG
Colossoma macropomum (tambaqui) is the source of this 2615-nucleotide messenger RNA. RefSeq names its product sodium/hydrogen exchanger 9B2. Gene Ontology annotation, biological process: proton transmembrane transport. Gene Ontology annotation, cellular component: membrane. The coding region runs from base 292 to 1965 and encodes 557 amino acids. The record is from RefSeq and is a predicted model, not a curated record. Lineage: Eukaryota; Metazoa; Chordata; Actinopteri; Characiformes; Serrasalmidae. Gene Ontology annotation, molecular function: antiporter activity. The transcript has 13 exons.